AUGUCAAGCCCAGAACCCCUCCCACGCCCCGUCGAGACGCUGCUCGCCGAUCGCGAGCGGUCAAAGUCAGCCUAUUACCCAUGGAAUCGUCCUCGCACCUGGCGCUUCUCUCGCGCACACCCGCGCUCCCUCCUCCCCCGCCUCUUCCCGUCGCGCAAACAACCCGAUACCCCGGUGGCCGCGUUUUACCGGAUCUACGAGUUCUUCGUGCUCAACUGGACGUCCUCCAUGCGCCGCGAGCUCGAGUACUUCUGCUGCAGCCACCCGGACUGGGCCGUCGCCGCCCUCCCGGACCCGCAGGACCCGGACCCCGUGCGCGCGGCGAUACUCGCCGUCCUCACCCGCCUCAUGUGCGCCGCGUUCAACCGCCGGAUCGGGCUCGGCGUCCCGCGCGACGCCCCGCCGAUCGUCCUCGACUGGGACGAGCUCCAGCAGCGGCCGAAGGUGUACGAGCACCCGCCGGAGUGGGCGAAGAGCGUGCCGCCGCUGGAGGAGCGGGUGGUGCUGCCGGACGAGAAGGGAGAAUUCCCGGAUGAUGCGAGCGAGGACACGAGCGAGGAGUUCGGGGCGAUGAACAUCCUUGUCUUCGCGCCGCACAUCCAUUUCAUCUGA
Epithele typhae is the source of this 612-nucleotide messenger RNA. RefSeq lists its product as uncharacterized. The transcript has a single exon. The coding region runs from base 1 to 612 and encodes 203 amino acids. Lineage: Eukaryota; Fungi; Basidiomycota; Agaricomycetes; Polyporales; Epitheliaceae. The record is from RefSeq and is a predicted model, not a curated record.